Messenger RNA from Epinephelus fuscoguttatus (brown-marbled grouper), 3690 nucleotides. RefSeq names its product G protein-coupled receptor kinase interacting ArfGAP 1 (gene git1). Gene Ontology annotation, molecular function: GTPase activator activity; protein binding. Lineage: Eukaryota; Metazoa; Chordata; Actinopteri; Perciformes; Serranidae. The record is from RefSeq and is a predicted model, not a curated record. The transcript is spliced from 21 exons. The coding region runs from base 357 to 2717 and encodes 786 amino acids. Gene Ontology annotation, biological process: regulation of ARF protein signal transduction; brain development.
UGUGUGUGCGGAAACUGACAGGUAGAGAGCUGCCGUCUCUCGGUGAGUCGCAGGCAAUGCAGCGAACAGAUUUAGUAAAUAUUCCGCUAUGAGGUUCAUACAAACAGCCAGAUUAACCAUGUUCGCAUAACUUGCCUCCACACUUGAGUUCAGUGGUGGACGUGGGCGAAGAGACCUCAGGAACAAACGGGAAAUUCAACUGUCAGCUGGCCGGGAAAACCGAUCACACCACCCGGCUUCCGGGGAUUCAGGGGCCGCAUCGGUUGACUGCAGACGUCGGUCGGUAGCUCGGGGGAGUAAAGGCGAACAACCACAUCAUCGCCGACAUCCACCUCUCCAUUUCAGCGACUUUCGAGAUGUCGAGGAAGCUACAGAGGACAGAAGUCUGCGCUGACUGCAGUGCGCCAGACCCGGGCUGGACCAGUAUCAACCGAGGGGUCCUGAUCUGUGAUGAAUGCUGUUCAGUCCACCGCAGCUUAGGCCGCCAUAUCUCCAUAGUCAAGCACCUGAGGCACAGCGGAUGGCCUCCCGCACUACUGCAGAUGGUUCAGACCUUGGCCAGUAAUGGGGCCAACUCCAUAUGGGAACACAGUCUUCUGGACCCUGCUCAGGUACAGAGCGGUCGGAGGAAACCCAACCCCCAGGACAAAGUCCAUCCCACUAAGUCAGAGUUCAUCAGAGCCAAAUACCAGAUGCUGGCCUUUGUGCACAAGCUCCCCUGCCGCGAUGAUGAUGGCGUCACCACCAAGGACCUCAGCAAGCAACUUCACUCAAGUGUGCGGACGGGAAGUUUAGAGACGUGUCUUCGGCUCCUGUCCCUCGGCGCUCAGGCCAACUUCUUCCACCCGGAGAAAGGCACUACCCCGCUCCAUGUGGCAGCCAAGGCAGGUCAGAUCCUGCAGGCUGAGCUGCUGGUGGUGUACGGUGCAGACCCCGGAGCACCUGACAUCAACGGACGCACACCUAUGGACUACGCAAGGCAGGCGGGUCAUAUAGAGCUAGCAGAGCGGCUGGUAGAGUGUCAGUAUGAACUGACGGACAGACUAGCCUUCUACCUUUGUGGACGGCGCCCAGAUCACAAGAAUGGCCAUUAUAUCAUUCCUCAAAUGGCAGACAGAGCUCGUCCUAAGUGCCCGACACAGAGUCUGGACCUCUCAGAAUUGGCCAAGGCUGCCAAGAAGAAGCUCCAAGCGCUCAACAAUCGGCUCUUUGAGGAGUUAGCGAUGGAUGUCUAUGACGAGGUAGAUCGCAGAGAAAACGAUGCAGUGUGGCUUACAACCCAGAACCACAGCACUCUGGUCACAGAACGCAGCGCAGUGCCCUUCCUACCAGUCAAUCCUGAGUACUCUGCCACACGUAACCAGGGUCGUCAGAAGCUGGCUCGUUUCAACGCUCGGGAGUUUGCCACGCUUAUCAUCGACAUCCUGAGUGACGCCAAAAGGAGACAGCAGGGGAAAGGGCUCAGCAGUCCUACUGAUCAAUUGGAUUUGGGCAUAGAUGAUGACCAGCAUGACUACGACAGCGUAGCUUCCGAUGAAGACACAGACAGCGAGCUUACCACCCAGAACAACAACAACACACAACGCAGCAACCGUGCAAAGAGUAUGGACUCAUCAGAUUUGUCAGAUGGCCCCAUCACCCUGCAGGAGUACCUGGAGGUGAAGAAGGCUCUGGCCUCCUCGGAAGCCAAGGUGCAGCAGCUGAUGAAGGUUAACAACAACCUGAGCGAGGAGCUCCGGCGGCUUCAGAAGGAGAUCACGCGGAUGCAGACAGAGAACAGUGCACUGCGGGGGGGCCAGCAGGCUGGGGGGGCAGCUGGCCAUGGGGUAGGGGGGCCUGGUGGAGGAGGAGGCGGAGGAGGCCACUGGCAAGGGGGUGGGAUGAGAGGAAUAGGCGGAGGGGGUCUGGGUGGGUUUGGGCCAGGAGCGGACCCCCCGGGGCUGUCGGUGCCCUCCUCAGUCGCCCCCCACUCCCAUCCCCAUCGAAGGGACCGCCAGGCCUUCUCAAUGUACGAGCCAGGGGCAGCCCCAGGCCCUACGGCCCAUGGUCCCCCAGCCCUGGACUCCCUGGCAGCCCGCCUGCAGCCCCUCAACACACCCAGCGUACGGAAGGGUGGCUCAGGGGGUCCAGCACCAUAUGGAGGCCAGCAUCUGUCUGGAUCUACAGAGAUGGGCAGAUACAUGGUCCCCAAACCAGAGAAGCAUGGCAGUGGCACUGACAGCGACUAUGACAACACACAAACAUACGACCUCUCGCUAAGUAUGGGCCGCAGCAGUGAGGAGGAAGGUCGCGGGGAGUCUGAGGAGGGAGGAGGUGGGGAGGCGGGGGAGCCAGACCCCACCCUGCCCUGCACAGAGGAUGUCAUACUGAAGACUGAGCAGGUGACCAAGAACAUCCAGGAGCUGCUCAGGGCUGCUCAGGAGUUCAAACACGACAGCUUUGUUCCAUGUUCUGAGAAGAUCCACUCUGCUGUCACUGAGAUGGCCUCACUCUUCCCCAAACGCCCAGCGUUGGACGCAGUCCACUGCUCCCUCCGCCUGUUGGCUUCCAGUGCCUCGCGGUUGCAGGUUGAGUGCCGUAAGGCGGCGCCCUCGGAGCCAGGGGGCCCCGCAGUGGACUACCAGCUCCUCACUCAGCAGGUCAUCCAGUGCGCCUAUGACAUUGCCAAGGCCGCCAAGCAACUGGUCACUAUCACCACUCGUGAGAAGAAACAGUGACCCAGCAAGUGCAUGGAUGGACGGAGAGGGAAGAGGGAGAGAGAACAGAUCAAUGCAUGGGUGGGCUACGAGGGAUGGGAGGGGCUUCCAAGAGAGGAAGGAAGAGGGAAAAUAUGAUCACUGUAGAUUGGAGGACGAGGGAGGGGGAGUGAUCGGGAGAAUGAUGGGCGUGAUGAGGAAAGGAAGGGUUUGGAAUAUGCAUGGAAGAGAAAUCAGAUGAACGCAAAGAGAACUGAUUGUUUAGUAGAAACACUACAGAGGACCGUAAAAGGAGAAAUUCCACAAACAUGGAAGUGAAAGUAGGGAAGGACGAGUGGAAGGAUAUAACAUGGGAUCUACAGCCUGCUGCAACCUUAAUAAACUGUUGGAAUCAGAUGUGUAUAAUAAACCGCUUAACUGUGAUAAGCAUACGUGAAACACAAUGGUGGCGAUGUACAGCGAACUGGAUCCUGGGAUGUUACCGCUUUAUUUAUUCUCACCUGUCACUCGUCAUCCCUCCCUCUCCCUGUUUACCUGAACUAGGGAGGGAGGGAGGAAGUGUAUGCUGCAAGAGAGGGAAGAUCAACCAAUGACAAGCUCCACCGCCAUCUCCGUCCCUCCGUCCUGUGAGGAGUCAGGGCGUUUCUCCUCUCCUUUCCUCUCUGCCCCUCUCGCUCUCUCUCUCUCUCUCUCCCUCUCCCUCUCUCUCUCCAACCAUACACGAAGCCCCUCUGCCUCCGAUCCCGUCCCAGACAGGAUGCGCUUGUGGUGCAGAGAAGGACCCACUGGGACCCAUCCAGCUCCACCCCCACUCUACACCCCACCCAGGCUCUCAGAUGCUUCCUCCUGGGUUAGCUUGUGCAGGGGGCUUCAGCUUUUCUCCGACCUGUCACCCCCUGUUGUCAGUGGUACACAGCAUGAUCUGGCAUGUUUUAAUUUCUCUCCUCUCUCUUCUUUUUUUUUUUCCGUUGGAUUUUUUUUUUUUUUUUUUUUU